AUGCGCACCAUGUUGAAGUCGCUCGUGCGCGUCCGCUCCAAGGACGGCCUCUUCCGCUUUGCCCUCGAGCCGAGCGACGACGCGGCGCUGCUCAUUGCCAAGACGCUCGAGACGGCGCCCGACGCCGAGCCGCACUCGCUCACCUUCUCCAACCAGCCGCGCGGCGGCGAGAUGAGCGCCGCCAGUCUCGCAGGCACGUCGCUGGCCGAGCUGGGCAUUGCGCACGGCCACCUCCUCUACGCCGCCUACACGCCGCGCGCGCCGAGCGCCGAGGCCGGGCCGAGCUCCGCAGCCGCCGGCGCCUCGGUCGCGCUGCCCAGCAGCAACGGCGCCCCCUCGUCGGCCAGCGCCGCCGCAGCGGGCAAGAAGCCGGCGGCGCCCGCGCCGUGGCAGACGGCGCAGGAGGAGCCCGUCGAUCGCUUCUGGCAGGCGGCAGACGGCAAGAUUGCGCGCCCGCGCGACCAGAAGAUGUGCAGACAUGGAGAGAAGGCCAUGUGCGACUACUGCAUGCCGCUCGAGCCGUACGACGCCGCAUACCACGCCGAGCAUCAGAUCAAGCAUCUCUCCUUCAACGCCUAUCUGCGCAAGCAGGACAUUGCGAUGAACAAGCCGAGCCAGUCCUACAUUCCGCCGCUCGAGGAGGCAGACUACAGCGUCAAGGUGCCGUGUCCCUCGGGCCAGCACGCGUCGUGGCCGGGCGGCAUCUGCACCAAGUGUCAGCCGUCGGCCAUCACGCUGCAGUCGCAGGCGUACCGCAUGCUGGACCACGUCGAGUUUGCGCAUCCGCGCCUCAUCGAGCAUCUGCUGGCGUUCUGGCGCGCCACGGGCACGCAGCGCUUCGGCUUCUUGCUGGGCCGGCACGAGGCGUACGCGGAGGUGCCGAUGGGCAUCAAGGCCGUCGUCGAGGCCAUCGUCGAGCCGCCACAGGAGGGAGAGCUGGAUGGCCUCACACUGGGCGUGCCGUGGGAGGAGCAGGCGCGCGUCGAGGCACUGGCAAAGCAGUGCGGCCUCGACAUUGUCGGCGUCAUCUACACCGACCUGACGCCUGCCGAUCCGACGUUGCAAGACGCAAGCAAGGCGGGCAAAGUGGCGUGCAAGCGCCACAAGGAUUCCUUCUUCCUCUCCGGCUGCGAGGUGCUCUUCGCCGCCACGCUGCAGCAAGCCAACGCCUCUCCCUCGCGCUUCUCCCGAUCGGGGCGCUUCAACUCCAAGUUUGUCACUUGCGUCCUCUCCGGCACUGAGGACGGCGCGAUCGAUGUGUCGGCGUAUCAGAUCAGCGAACAGGGCAUGGCCAUGGUCAAGGCCGACAUGAUUGAGGCGAGCGUCAAUCCCAACAUCAUCCGCGUCCGCCCCAGCGAGGGCAGCCGCUACGUGCCGGAAGUCUUCUACCGCUACAAGAACGCCUACAAGAUCGACGUCAAGGAGAGUGCCAAGCCGACGUUUCCCGUCGAGUACCUGCUUGUCACCGUCACACACGGCUUCCCGAACGAGCCAAAGCCCGCAUUCUUGUCUUCGAGCUUCCCCAUCGAGAACCGCCCAGGUCUGCACGAUCAAGACUUGGGGCGCGCCUGUUCCGCCAUCGCGCAGGUCAUCGGCUCCGACGAUCUGCAUCCGCGCGAGUUCGGCGUCGCCUCCGACGCCGAGACGCGCCGGCGCGAGAAGCUCGUGGGCGUGCUGAGCGACUGGCACCUGCUGUGCUUCCUCGACACGUGUGGCAUUCUGGAUGCGGAGGACAUGAAGGCGCUCUGUCGCGUCGCCACGACGCACGAUGCGGGCGAGGCGCUCGACGCAUUGCUCAGCCGCACGGGAUGGCAGACGCUCAGCGCCAUCGCCCGCGAGCACGCGCCGCAAGGUCCGUCUGCCGGCGCGGUGGAGCAGAAGUCCAAGACAGUGGGCGACAUGAUGGGCAUGUCCGGCAGCGGCGGCACUUCGGCUCGCGCCGCCCACCCGUCCACUCCGCGCGCCGCCAAGCCCGCCGCGCCUGCUGCGGCGCCCGCUGCGCCUGCACGCGCGCCGGCGGCGGCAGUGAUGGGCAGCGGACGCGCCGACGACCCGCUCAUCUACAACGGCGACGACGACGACGACAUUGAGCUCAACUCGGACGACGACGACGACGACGAGCUGGAGUACGCCGACGACGACAUGUUUGAGGACGCGGCGAGCAGUGCGGGCGCACAUGAAGUCGCACCCGCAAGAGCGCGCUCACCACCGCCGCCGGAACGGGACGACGACAUGGGCACGGCAGCAGCUGGCGGCAAGGCGUGCCCGCACUGCACGUUCAUCAACGAGCGCAGCUCGGGAGACUGCGAUGUCUGCGGCCUGCCGCUCAGCGGCUAGGCCUCACCUGCCGAGAGCCUCGCUGCGGCGAAAUGAGAUCGUCAAGCGUGCACACGCGGCGGCUGAGGGACGAUGAGAUGAGACGCGGUGACAUUUGGAUCACAGG
This is a messenger RNA of Tilletiopsis washingtonensis, 2443 nucleotides long. RefSeq names its product NPL4-domain-containing protein. The record is from RefSeq and is a predicted model, not a curated record. The transcript has 6 exons. Gene Ontology annotation, biological process: ubiquitin-dependent protein catabolic process. Gene Ontology annotation, cellular component: nucleus. Bases 1 to 2337 code for a protein of 778 amino acids. Gene Ontology annotation, molecular function: ubiquitin binding; ubiquitin protein ligase binding. Lineage: Eukaryota; Fungi; Basidiomycota; Exobasidiomycetes; Entylomatales.